Messenger RNA from Vicia villosa (hairy vetch), 560 nucleotides. RefSeq lists its product as uncharacterized. The coding region runs from base 185 to 463 and encodes 92 amino acids. Lineage: Eukaryota; Viridiplantae; Streptophyta; Magnoliopsida; Fabales; Fabaceae. The transcript has a single exon. The record is from RefSeq and is a predicted model, not a curated record.
CAUAGUCUCUGUUUCUUACCAAAACCAUGUGUAGCUUCUGGUAUCUUAUACUACCGAUUUCCUAUAUUCAUAUAAAUAAGAGCACACAUCAUUCAUUUUUUUCAUCAUCAAUCAAUCAACUACACUUUCUUAUUUACCAAACAAAAUUAUCUACUUCUUAAUUUCAUAUUCUGAUAUAUAUAUCAUGAUGAAUUGUGCAACAACUACAAGGAAGGCUUGGAUCGUGGCUGCUAGUGUUGGAGCUGUAGAGGCUUUGAAGGAUCAAGUUGGUAUCUGCAGAUGGAACUAUGCUUUAAGACAAGCUCAACAGCAUCUUAAAAACCGUGUUAGAUCGUAUUCUCAAGCAAAGAAUCUCUCUUCUUCUUCGCAUGUUGUUUGCAAAUUGAAGGAUGAGAAGAAGGCUAAGCAGGCAGAGGAGUCGUUGAGGACUGUCAUGUUCUUGAGCUGCUGGGGUCCUAAUUGAUUUAUUGUUAUAUUCAUAGUGAUGCUAAAUUAAAUUAAUUAUGUCAAAUUUGUAACAUCAAAUUGCAAUAUGUAUAAUAGAUAGUUUCUUCUUGAUA